AUGAUGCUCAGCAAACUAACACUAUCCACAUCCAUCAGCUUGAAUCUAAGCAGUUACAAACGAAAGAGACCGUCGAGUUUUGUCUCUAACAUUGGCCCAUUAUUACGACGCAUCAAAAAAUCAUUAAAUCAGCAUACACAUCCAUCAACUGCACGACGAUCAAAUACAGUGCAUUGCUGUCUGAGCAAUUACCAAGAAACACCAGAGAAGCAUACACUGAUUGCAUCUCUUAAUGAAGAACAAGACGAUACUAUUCAAAUGAGCUGGUCUCAGGAAACCUUGAUGUAUGCCUUGGCACUCGAUUCAGAAAACAGCAAAAGAUACACUCAACAUGCCGAAAAUUGGUGGUCAACAACACCUUCACCACUGCCAUCAUCUUCUAAUGUCAUCAUGGCUAAUUAA
This is a messenger RNA of Mucor velutinosus, 402 nucleotides long. RefSeq lists its product as uncharacterized. The record is from RefSeq and is a predicted model, not a curated record. Bases 1 to 402 code for a protein of 133 amino acids. Lineage: Eukaryota; Fungi; Mucoromycota; Mucoromycetes; Mucorales; Mucoraceae. The transcript is spliced from 2 exons.